This is a messenger RNA of Planococcus citri (citrus mealybug), 901 nucleotides long. Its product is annotated as protein lethal(2)essential for life-like. The coding region runs from base 160 to 744 and encodes 194 amino acids. The transcript has 4 exons. NCBI's taxonomy places the organism in Eukaryota, Metazoa, Arthropoda, Insecta, Hemiptera, Pseudococcidae. Gene Ontology annotation, biological process: protein refolding; response to heat. The record is from RefSeq and is a predicted model, not a curated record. Gene Ontology annotation, cellular component: nucleus; cytoplasm. Gene Ontology annotation, molecular function: structural constituent of eye lens.
UAAACAGUCAUUAGUCUAAAAAUAAAAUUAAAAUAGUUUAAAUAAACUCAGAAUCUUAUAAUCUCCUGAAAAAUCGACCUCUCUAUACCGCGUACUUGUAUACAUCGACGUUUGUUCGCGAAUUUUCAAGUUUUUACCUAUUUUUUCGUAAUUUUAAAAAUGUCGUUGGUUCCUUUGUUAUUCCGCGAUUGGUGGGAUGAAUUCGAUCAUUUCGACAGAGAACGUCCUAGCAGAAUACUGGAUCAACAUUUCGGAUUAGGACUGAAAAAAGAUGAUUUAUUAACAAAUUACUCUUCAUUAUCGUCACCCUUGCUCAGACCAGGAAGAUAUUUCAGACCAUGGAAAGAAUUAAUUCCUCGCCAGAACAGCGGUAGUUCUUUAAUAAAAACCGAGGGCAAAGGAUUCGAGAUCGUCUUAGACGUUCAACAAUUCGCACCCGGUGAAAUUACUGUGAAAGUGUCUGAUGGCUCAAUUGUUGUCGAGGGAAAACACGAGGAAAAACAAGACGAACACGGCUUUGUUUCACGACAUUUCGUUAGACGUUAUUUACCACCAUCGAAAGAACUAGAUCUUGAUAACGUAGUUUCCAGCUUAUCAUCCGACGGAGUUUUAACAAUUUCAGUUCCUAAAAAAAGCUUGACCCACACCGGAGAAAAAGUAGUUCCAAUCGUGCAAACUGGCGCUCCAGCAAUCAAAGCGACUCCAAAUGAAACGCAAAUAAAAAUUGAACAAGAACCUAAAUAAACUGGUAAAAUAAAAAUGAAUAAUGGAAAAAAAAUACAGUUAAUAUAGACCGCAGUACCUGAGAAAUAUCUACAAUGAUACAUGAUAAGAUCGUUUUUUUUUUUGCAUGGUACCAUAAUUAAAAAUUUAUACAAACAAUAUACAUUUUUUAAACAAC